This is a messenger RNA of Camelus dromedarius (Arabian camel), 1126 nucleotides long. It is a transcript of the gene BCL2L12, whose product is annotated as BCL2 like 12. Bases 131 to 898 code for a protein of 255 amino acids. The transcript has 7 exons. The record is from RefSeq and is a predicted model, not a curated record. Lineage: Eukaryota; Metazoa; Chordata; Mammalia; Artiodactyla; Camelidae. Gene Ontology annotation, biological process: regulation of extrinsic apoptotic signaling pathway.
GCCGUCACCAACCCAGCCCAGUGCGCAGGCGCGGGAAAGUUCAACUGAGAAAGGAAAGUUUAUACAAAUUCAGAGGAGAAGGAGGCGGCGGCGGCGACCGGGACCAGCUCCCUUUCUCACAGGUGGCCCCAUGGCAGGUUCGGAAGAGCUGGGGCUCCGGGAGGACACGCUGAGGGUCCUAGCUGCCUUCCUUAGGCGGGGUGAGGCUCCUGGGUCUCCCAUUCCGACCCCAUCCAGGAGCCCUACCCAGGAGGAGCCAACAGAUUUCCUGAGCCGCCUUCGAAGAUGUCUUCCCUGCUCCCUGGGGCGUGGAGCAGUUCCCCCUGAGUCCCCUCGGCCCUGCUCCCUGCCCCUCCGGCCCUGCUAUGGUUCAGAGCCUGGUCCAGCUACUCCAGACUUCUAUGCCCUCGUGGCCCAGCGACUGGAACAGCUGGUCCAAGAGCAACUGAAAUCCCCACCUAGCCCGGAAUUACAGGGUCCACCACCCACAGAGAAGGAAGCCCUGCUGCGGAAGCUGGUGGCCUUGCUGGAGGAGGAGGCAGAAGUCAUCAACCAGAAGCUGGCCUCUGACCCGGCCCUGCGGCGCAAGCUGGCCCGCCUCUCCGCCGGCUCCUUCAGCCGCCUAGUGGAGCUCUUCUCUAGCCGUGAGGCCAGCCCUCGCCCAAGCCAAGCACGCCCCUCGUUGCCGUGCCCCGGGCCCCCGCCGCCUUCCCCGGAGCCCCUGGCCCGCCUGGCCUUGGCCAUGGAGCUGAGCCGGCGCGUGGCCGGGCUGGGGGGCACCCUGACCGGACUCAGUGUAGAGCACGUGCACAGCUUCGCGCCCUGGAUCCAGGCCCACGGGGGCUGGGAGGGCAUCCUGGCAGCAUCACCCGUGGACUUGAACUUACCCUUGGACUGAGCUCCUCCUCCAAAGCUGCUCCAGGAUCGGACCUCAUGUCCCUGCACUCUGUGUGUGCUUUUCCAAACUUUCCUAAUCCACUCAGGGCUCGGGUGGUGGCUACCCUCCCCGUUUUUGCCAAAAGAAAAUCAUUUACAGUGUUUUCAUAUUAAAAACGUUUUCAAGUAUUUAAUUGUUGGUCCUUUCACUCAAGAACUAAAGUUCUAAGUAAAGGAGAUUUGGUUCAAA